UAAAAUGUUUUUUUCGUGUAAAUCUAUUUCGCAUAAAUAUUUCGUAUGGUAUGGGAAAGAAAUGGCCAGACAGUAAUUAUUUUGUGUGAGAGAAACCCGAGAGCCGUUAGAACCGGUACAAGUGGAAAGGAACCCUCUUCCCUUUCCCCUUCUCGCAGAGGGAUUCUCAUGUUUUGUGACGUGCUCGCUUCAUUCUCUGGGCAGUCUUCGUAACGUGAACAGUGAAAAACUCGUGUUAAAAAUGGAAACCACAUUUGUAGAUGAAGCAACGAUCAGCUAUGUGCAAAAUCUAGCAAAACGUGAUAUUACGAAAGAAGAGUUGACGGACGUAAUAGAAUAUCUUCGAGAUGUCCUGAUACAAUUUCCGUCCAGUCUUGUUGACAGUCGCGAGGUAUUUUACAACGUCAAUCAAAUAUGUUUUCCACCAACUGUACAUAGUCAAAAGUGUAUUUGUGUAAAAAAUUAUGCGUUCAUUACGUGCAGUUGGUACAAAAAACUAUUAUGUUUUACAUGCUUUUAUACGGCGUUCCAUCCGCAGAGUUGCGACAGCAUGACCACAUUUUAUAAUACGUAACUUUCAUUUGUGUGCCUUAUAUUUGUCUUAUG
Messenger RNA from Harpegnathos saltator (Jerdon's jumping ant), 606 nucleotides. RefSeq lists its product as uncharacterized. The record is from RefSeq and is a predicted model, not a curated record. Lineage: Eukaryota; Metazoa; Arthropoda; Insecta; Hymenoptera; Formicidae. The coding region runs from base 242 to 574 and encodes 110 amino acids. The transcript has 2 exons.